AUGGCGUACAACUACGUCGUGACGGCGCAAAAGCCCACGAGCGUGACGCACAGUCUCGUCGGUAACUUCACCCACGACAACGAGCUCAACCUCAUCGUCGCUAAGUGCACGAGGAUUGAGAUCCACAUGCUCACCCCCGACGGCCUGCAGCCCAUGCACGACGUCCCGGUGUACGGCAGGAUCGCAGUCAUGAAACUCUACAGGCCCGCGGGUGAGAAGCGCCAGCUCCUCUACGUCGCCACGGAGCGCCUGAUGUUCUGCGUGCUCGCGUACGAUCAGACGAGCGGCGCCAUCGCCACUCGCGCGAUGGGGGACCUGAGCAACACCAUCGGGCGCCCGUGCGAGCACGGGCUGAUCGGCGAGGUGGACCCGGAAUGCCGACUCAUCGGUUCGCAGGCGUACGACGGACUGUUCAAAGUCGUCCCCAUGGAUCGCGCCGGUCAGCUGCGCGAAGCGUUCGACGUGAGACUCGAGGAGCUCAACGUCGUGGACGUAAAGUUCAUGCACGGGUGUGCCACGCCGACGAUAUGCGUCCUGUACGAGGACACGAAGGAGGCGAGGCACGUCAAGACGUACGAGGUGGACGUGAAAGAGAAGACGCUUCGAGACGGGCCGUGGUCGCAAAGUGACGUGGAGGGCGGAUCGUCGCUGAUCAUCCCGGUCCCGGCGCCCCUGGGCGGGGCGAUCGUCGUGGGCGAGAGCGUGAUCGUCUACCUGAACAAAGACGGCGGGAACGGGGCGGGCGGGGCUAUCGCGACGAAGAGCGUCAACGUGAUGGCGCACGGGGUGGUCGACGCGGACGGGUCCCGGUACCUGCUCAGCGACAGCACCGGCAUGCUCCACCUCCUCGUGCUCGUCCACGACAGGCGGAGGGUGCACGCGUUGAAGCUAGAGUCGCUCGGGCAAACGUCCAUCGCGUCGACGCUGUCGUACCUGGACAACGGCGUGGUGUACGUGGGAAGCGCGUACGGGGACUCGCAGCUCGUGCGUUUACACGCGCAGCCCGUGAGGUGCGCCGCAGACCAAGUCCCGGCCACCCCCGACGGCCUGACCUACGUCGAGUGCCUGGAGUCGUUCACGAACCUGGGCCCCAUCGUGGAUUUCGCCGUCGUCGACUUGGAUCGACACGGGCAAGGGCAGGUGGUGACGUGCUCGGGGGUGAAUAAGGAUGGGUCCCUCCGGGUCGUCCGAAACGGCGUCGGCAUCCACGAACGCGCCGCCAUCGAGCUCCCGGGCGUCAAGGGAUGCUGGAGCCUUCGCCGAGGCGACGCGUCGACGCAUCCGUCGGAUACCCACCUCGUCGUGUCCUUCGCUGGCGAGACUCGCAUACUGGCCAUAGACGACGACGACGAGCUCGCCGAGUGCGAGUUUCGCGGCUUCUCCGCGAACGAACAGACGCUGUGCGUGUGUAACGUGGACGGGGGUUUCGUCGUGCAGUGCGUGGCGUCGGGCGUGAGGCUGGUGAACGCGGCGGACGGCGAGCCGAGAGCGACGUGGUCGCCACCCGGGGGCGCGACGGUGUCGGUGGCUUCGGCUAACAGGACUCAGGCGCUGGUGGCGACGACGGGGGGUUCGCUGUAUUCCCUCGCGCUGGGGUCCGCCGCGCUCAUCCGCGAGACGGCGUCGGCGUCCCUCGACGGUAAGGAGAUUGCGUGCCUGGACUGUACCCCCCUCUCGGACCCCGGCGACGCCGCCGCACGGCUGUGCGCGGUGGGCACGUGGACCGCGGAGGUCUUCCUCCUGACCAUGCCGGAUCUGCGGCUCGUGACGACGUCGCCGCUGGGCGGCGGCGGGGGCGGCGUCAUUCCCCGCGCGGUGCUGCUCUGCUCCUUCGAGGGGACGCCCCACCUGCUCGCCGGCCUCGGCGACGGGGCGCUUCACACCUUCGGCGUCGACCCCGAGGCUGGCACGCUGAGGGACGGCAAAUCUCUGAGCCUGGGCACGCAGCCCAUCACCCUGCGCACGUUCAGGAGCAAGGGCGCGACGCACGUCUUCGCCGGAAGCGACCGCCCGACGGUGAUUUACGGCAACAACGGGAAGCUCAUCUACUCCAACGUCAACCUGAGGGAGGUGCUCCACGCGUGUCCCUUCAACUGCGACGCCUUCCCGGACUCCCUCGCGCUCGCGUCCGAGUCGGAUCUCACCAUCGGCGGCAUCGACGACAUACAGAAGCUCCACAUACGCACCGUCCCACUGGGCGAGCAGCCGAGACGCAUCGCGCAUCAGCCGGAGACUCGAACAUACGCGGCGCUGACGGAAAAUUUCGACGAAAACGGCUACUUUGUGCGAUUGUUCGACGACGUCACGUUCGAGACGCUGUGCAAGUUUCGGCUGGAACCCGACGAGCAGGACUCGAGCGUCAUAUCCUGCGCGUUCGCCGACGACCCGAGGGUUUAUUACGUCGUGGGCACCGGGUACAGUUUGCCCGAGGAGCCCGAGCCGACGCGGGGUCGAAUCUUGGUGUUUCGCGCCGAGGACGGAAAGCUUCAGCUCGUCGCGGAGAAGGAGGUGAAGGGCGCGGUGUACAACCUCAACGCGUUCAACGGUAAGCUGCUGGCGGGCAUCAACAGCAAGGUUGAGCUCUUUCGCGGGGGGGAUCCGGUCGGGGCCGACGGAGCCGGCGGAUCGACGUACGAACUCGCGAAGGAGUGCUCCCACCACGGUCACAUCGUGGCGCUGUACGUGGCGGUCCGCGGCGAGUUCAUCGUCGUCGGUGACUUGAUGAAGUCGGUGUCGCUGCUGGCGUACAAGCCGGAGGAGUCGGUCAUCGAGGAGCGAGCGAGGGACUACAACGCCAACUGGAUGACGGCGGUUGACAUCCUCGACGACGACACGUAUCUCGGCGCGGAGAAUAACUUUAACCUCUUCACCCUGCGCAGGCAGUCGGACGCCGCGACGGACGAGGAACGGAGCCGGCUGGAGGUUGUGGGGGAGUACCACGUCGGCGAGUUUGUCAACCGGUUCCGACGCGGGUCGCUGGUCAUGCGGCUGCCCGACCAGGAAAACGCCGACGUCCCCACGCUUUUAUUCGGCACCGUCAGCGGCGUCAUCGGCGUGCUGGCCACGCUGCCCCGGGAGCAGUUCGAGUUCCUGAGCGCGCUUCAGGCGGCGCUGAACAAGACGGUGAGCGGCGUUGGGGGCUUGAGCCACGACGCGUGGAGGAGUUUUCAGAACGAGCACAGGCACAGGGCCAAGGACGGCGCCCGGGGCUUUGUCGACGGCGACCUCAUCGAGUCGUUCUUGGACCUGAGGCCGGAGAAGGCCCGGGAGGUGGCGGCGGCGGUGAAGCUGAGCGUCGAUGAGCUGACGCGCAGGGUGGAGGACCUGCAGCGGCUCACGCACUGA
Messenger RNA from Micromonas commoda, 3345 nucleotides. RefSeq lists its product with no specific name. The transcript is spliced from 6 exons. Gene Ontology annotation, molecular function: protein binding; nucleic acid binding. NCBI's taxonomy places the organism in Eukaryota, Viridiplantae, Chlorophyta, Mamiellophyceae, Mamiellales, Mamiellaceae. Gene Ontology annotation, cellular component: nucleus. The record is from RefSeq and is a predicted model, not a curated record. Bases 1 to 3345 code for a protein of 1114 amino acids.